This is a messenger RNA of Diabrotica balteata, 8506 nucleotides long. The record is from the annotation of a GenBank genome assembly. Lineage: Eukaryota; Metazoa; Arthropoda; Insecta; Coleoptera; Chrysomelidae.
CAACGUUGGAGGUAGUCCGAUAGUGGUCCUAUAGCCCUGUGUUUACUUAUGAGAUUAUGCUAAUUUUGUUUGUAUUUCUUGUAUAAUUGGUGAAUUAUUCGAUUAAAAAAAAAGAUGCCGAGACACUGCAGUGUACCAAAUUGCAAAUCAAAUUACGCAACUACUUUAAAGUAUGAAAAGGCCCAAAGUACAUUCUCUUUUCCCAAAAACGAUCACCUUCGUACUCAGUGGGUUAGAUCUAUUAACCGUGAAGAUUUCAGAGUAACUUCUAGUUCGGUAGUAUGUAAAAAACAUUUUGAUGCAACGGAUAUUAUUGAAAGUGAGUCAUUCAUUGAUAAAAAUGGUACGGUUCUUCAACGAAAUUUGGUUUAUCCCAAGUUGAAAGAGAAUGCGAUACCAAGAAUUUUUGAAAACCAACCGUCAUAUUUAUCUAACCCAAAACCACCAACAAGAAAAAAUCCUGAAACUAGGCGAGCAGAAAUAAGUCUCCGGGAAGAAAAUAAUAUAAAAGAACUCGAAAACAAAGACCUUAUCGUGGAUUUCAAGGAACUUUUACAAAGUGUUAGUGAGAGGGUUGAGUUAAAAAACUGGCAAAUAAAAGUUGUAGAAGAAAGGAUUUGUUUUUAUUUAUUAAAUAUUGACAAUCAGUUUAGUGAUGAGUGUAUAAAAGUUAUUUCAAACAUUAACAUUACGAAGGAAUUACUUGUAUCUGUUUAUGUGAAGGACAUCCAACUGUCACCUCAUGAUUUAAAAUGUAUUUUACCAUUUGACUGUAAGUUAUCGCGUUGGUCACAACUAGAAAAUCUGCUGUCCAGGAAAUGAUUUUCAAUAGGUGGUUCCGCCUAGUUCAUACAGAAAUCAACAGUUAUGACUGAUACAGAUGAUACAGACGAGCUGUUACUGAUUCCUCCUGACUUUUUUGCAACAGAAUCAGGUUUUGGACAUUCCGAAACAGCCCAACCGUAUUACAACAUUGUAGAUAAUCUAAUAAAGCAAGUUGGUAGUCUUCAGAAUAGAAUUAAAUCAAUUGAAUCCUGUGAAAGUUUUUAUAGCAACUCUUUAGAAUCACUUAGAAUGGAUAGGCCAAGAGAAAGUUUUAAGAAAUGCAAUAGUAGCGAUGAUUUGUCUACCUCUUUUAGUGCUCAAAACAGUCCACAAAAGCCUAUGGAAUUUAAAUUGAAUUCUUUACCAAAUAGUCCUAAUGUUAAAAAAUAUGUCAAUCUUAGAAACCCAAGAGCAGGAUUACAUUCAAAGUUGUCACCUUCAGCUGCAUAUUCAAACAAAUACACAAGGUCAGGAAAAGAUGGCCAACUUCUCAAUGAAGUAGACACAUUCUUAUCAAAAGUAAAAACUAUUCAAAGGAUAAGUGCUGUGAGGAAUUUAGAAAAUGACUUUGAAAAUUGUGGUACUAAACAUAAUGAACCUGAAGUUGUAACGCAUUUUGAAAGGAGGAAUGAGCCUAUUAGGCAAAAAACUUGGCAAAUGGGAGAUGGUAAAUAUAAUGUACAUAAUUUGGAAACCAGAGUUCAAGAAGCAUUAAUUGGGCAAAAUGAAAGAAGAGAAGAAUCAGAUGUUCAAACUUCUGCAGACAACUCAAAAGAAAAUUCCAAUUUUGUUCAAGAAUUGCUACAAUUCAAUGAUCAACCUUCUUGUAGCGAUAGUAGUUCAGAUUCAACUCAAACUACUGCUUAUAACAGAACAAAAAACACUAAAACCAACUUGCUAACAGAUCCAAUACAUUCCAAUGCCCUUAAGGUUCUUCAUUUGCAUAAAAAACUUCACGAAGAACCUAGCAAGAAGGCCAGAACUAAAGAAAAUGCAGGUGAGCAUAAACAAAAAAGUAAACACACAGUUGUGGGUGAUAAUUUAGGUACACAGUUGAGUUUGUUAAAUUUGGCUGAUAUUUGGAAUUCAGAAAACCAUACUUUAACCAGAAGUCAACUGACACAAAAGUUACAAGAGGAAAAAUAUAGGAGACAGCAUUGUGAAGACUUAAUUCAAGAGCUUCAGGUGAAGAAUUUAGAACUGCAACAAAAGAUGUCAGUGGCGUUAAAAGUUGAUGAUGCAAAAAACUCAACUAUACAAAAAUAUCAAGACGCUUUGGAUAAACUAGUCAGUAAAUUAGAAAAAUGUAACAAAGAUAGAGUAGAACUGGAAUUUGAAAUAAAUAAAUUGAAGAAUGAGCAUAUUGAUGAAAAAGAAGAUGCAGAUCAGAGAGUUACCCACUAUGAGAAUGAAGUACAAAAAGCACUAAAUUUAGCUCAUACUAGUCAAGAAAAGACAAUCAUGUUAGAAAAGAAAUGUGCAGAACUGAGCAAUGAGCAGCAAAGUUUGGUUCAGAAAUUAGAAAAUGUGCAAAAAGAUUGUGCUAAAGAGUGUGAAAAGUAUAGGCAAAUGUCUGAAAUUUUAGCUCAGAAGGAACUGGAAUUAAAUGAAAAUAAAACACUGCUCUCAGCUGCCAGAAAUGAAAUCACUCAAAAUAGACAGGCAGUGGAUAUGUUUCAGACUGAAUUUAACAAAAUGAAGAACGAAUAUAAUCAGAUAGAAAACAAUCUAAAAGAAGAACGAUCACAAAAGACACAGCUCAACAAGAGAAUACUGGAAUUAACAGAAGAGAUAGAAUCUUACAAAAAACAAGUGAAUUCACUGCAAGAAGAACUAUCAAAGGUGAAAAAGCAGUCAGAAUUGAACAAAGUAGAUCUAAGAAACUUUUAUCAAGGUCAAGUAGAACUUUUAGUGCAGAACAAGCUCAAGGAGUUCCAGUGCCAAUUGGACGAACAAGAAAAUAAGUUCAAGGAAGAAGUCACCAAAAGAGAAAAGGCGAUUUCGAAGUCUGCUGCCCAGUUCCUUCAACAAAUAUUAGAAAAGCAUUCAGUGGAAGUCCAGUUGCUGGGAAAGAAGCACCAAGAAGAAACUGAGAUAUACCAAAUUCAGAUCAAACAGCACAAACAGCAGGUUGAGAGUUUGCAAUACAAACUGGAGCAGUUUCAGAAACGUAGUUUGGCCAUUGCCAAGCAAGUACCUAAAGUGAUGGAGUCGCAGUUGAAUGAGGCUUUGAGAAUUAUCACGCACGGCAAAAGUCCGAUCCUUAAUGACGAUUUUGCAUUUAAUACGAUGGAUGAGCUGAACACCUGGAAAACUAAAUCGUACAAAAACCUCGAAGAAGUACUAUCUCAAUACGAAGAAGAGGAUACCGCCCCACAAAAGAAGUCCAAAAAUGAGGAUGCCGGUUGUGCGAGUGACGGAGGAAACGGAAACCACCAUUCGGAACAGCAAUUUGAGACCCCCGUGUCUAGUAGAAACCCAGGGAGUCGGGCUAUAUCCAACAACGACAUUCAACAGUUUUUAAGCCUUUUAUUGAAUAAAGCAUCCGGUAAUCCAAAUCAACAGGAAACAAACAGAGAACCCGAAUAUCUAAGUUUGGAUUUGAACGAGAAGUUUCCGUACUUUCAAGAUAAGGACGACGGAAAAGACGCCCAAAAAGGAUCACAUAGAGACCGCAAAGGGCUAAAACCACCUUGGAAAUAAAACAAGAUUGUUAGAUUUUUAUAUAUUAUUUUUUAGUUUUAUAUAAAUAUUAUAAAAUAUAAUAAAUAUUUUCUUAUACAUAUUUGUCCUCUUAUAUAUUUUAUUAAACCACUUAUUAAAAACAACGAAAAUAAAUCUACAUAGAGACCAGACAAUAAUUCUGACGUAAACGAUACAAAAAGACGUCUUAAGAGCUAUAUCAUUCAGUUUUAGCUAGACAGGUAAGUUUUCAGUUCUUUGUAACAGUUGUUUCUGUCUUAAUAAUUUAUCAAGUAUUUAAAGUCGAAAAGAUAUUUAAAUCAUCAGUAAUCUAUAAUAGAGGCGAUACCACAAAAUAAAUAACAAUCAGAAUGCCCACUCUCAGAUGCCGCCUUUGAAGUGUGUCAACAAGCGAUCGCCAUAUUUUAAACGGAAACACAGAGUCGGAUUGAUAAUUUAGUAAAUUCGAAAUAAUUUAAACUAUUCUCCAACUAAAAGUACGACAUAAAAAUAUUGCAUAUUAUGUAUAUGAUUACCUUAAAUCAAUUAAACCGGGUUAAUUUUUCUAUGCACACCAGAUAAAAUGGUUCAAUAUUGACUAAUAAAAAAACUUUAUUCAAAUAAAAGGCAGAUAUCCAGCAUAGUUUUAUUAAUUAAAUAUUGCCCAUGUAUUUUCGCUUCCUAGAGCAUCUUCAGGGGUAUUUCGUCAAUUUUGGCCUAUCCAACAAGGUGUAAUAAACGCUCUGUCACCCGUGUAACAGGAAAACACUCACUGCACAAUGAAACAAGCGAGAAUGGGGAGUUUUUGAUAAAUUUUGCCACCAGUAAAAACAUGGUUAUAAGCUCCACAUGCUUCCCACAUAAAGACAUACACAAAAUGACGUGGAUCGCACCAGAUGGAACCACAACCAAUCAAAUUGACCAUGUGAUGAUAGACAAAAGGGCAGCCAGUAGUAUCUCUGAUGUGAGAACACGACGAGGAGCAUGCUGUGGAUCAGACCAUCUUUUACUGCAAACCAAAUUUAGGUGCAGAGUUAACAGAGAAAGAAACGAAAGACAACAAAGAACAAACAAGCUAGACCUGGAAAAACUGAAGACUCAGGAAUGUAGAGAGAAGUUCGAGCAAGAAGUCACAAAUGAGCUAAGGACACAAGAACUGCACUCCAUAGAGAGCAAAUGGAAUAAUAUCAAAACAGCAGUGCUGACAGCAGCAGCGUCCACCGUGGGAAACAAGAAAAAGAAGAGAAGAGGAACAUGGUUUGAUGACGAGUGCAGGCAAGCGAUAGAAGAAAGAAACGAAGCGCACAAAAUGUACAUAACAAGAAGAACACGGGAAAGACGAACAUCAUUUGAAGUCGCAAGACGGAAAGCAGACAAGAUAUGCAGAAACAAAAAGAGAGCUUAUGAAAAUGGACAAAUAGAAGAAAUGGAACAAAAUUUCAAAAAAAACGAAAUUAGAGGAGCUUACGAAUACCUAAAAAAGAUAAAAAGUGGAUAUAAACCUCAAACAAACCUAUGCAAAGAUGAAAGUGGGAAAAUAAUCAGUGACCAACAGAAAGUCACAGAAACCUGGAAGCAUUAUUUUCAGACCCUACUUGGAACACAAGUAGAUAUGGAAGAUGAAAUGGGUACGAACCAUGUAGAAGAGAACGAAGUUGAAGUAGAAGCUCCAACCAUAGAGGAAGUUCUCGAAGCUAUUAAGGCCCAGAAAAACAAUAAAGCCCCGGGAGUUGACGAGAUUCCAGCAGAACUGUAUAAGGUAGGUGGCAACCACCUAUCAAGUCAUAUCCACGAGCUUAUCAAAGAAAUAUGGCAAGAAGAGAAAAUACCCGACGAAUGGAAGAAAAGUAUAGUAUGCCCAAUCUAUAAAAAAGGAGACAAACUCCAAUGCAAAAACUACCGUGGAAUUUCUCUACUAUGUACAGCGUAUAAAGUCCUCACGUAUAUUAUAAACCAGCGACUCCAACCACUAGCAGAAAAUAUUGGAGAAUAUCAGACGGGCUUCAGACGGGGAAGAUCGACAAUGGAUCAAAUAUUUACAGUCAAGCAGGUCUUGAGCAAAUCGUGGGAACACGACAUUGAUGUUCACAACGUGUUUGUAGGCUUCAAACAGGCAUACGAUUCAGUCAAAAGGGACAGACUAUACUAUAUAUUGGCAGAAUUAGCAAUGCCACAUAAGCUAAUUAGACUCAUUAAAGCCACAAUGGAUGAAACUCAGGCAUGUGUACGAAUACAAAAUAACUGGACAGACUUUUUCAAAAUCUCGCAGGGACUAAAGCAGGGAGAUGGGCUGGCACCAACAUUGUUUAACCUGGCACUGGAGUAUGCGGUCAGGCAAAUGCAAACUGGACGAGAAAACCCACUGACCAACAAAACGGUUCAACUGGCUGCCUACGCCGAUGAUAUUAAUAUUAUGAGUAGAACAUCAACAGGAGCACAGGAAGCAUACGCAGAGUUAAAAACACAAACGAAAAGGCUAGGUCUGGAAAUUAACACAGAAAAAACAAAAAUAAUGGUACAGACGAGAAGAAAUAUAAUCCCACAAAACAUUAUACAUGAAGAUGACAUUGAAACGGUUGGAAAGUUUACAUACCUGGGAGUAGAAAUAUAUGCCGAUGGAGCAGAGGAUGGAGAAAUACGAAAAAGGAUAACGCAGGCAAACAAAGCUUAUUUUGCCAUCUCCCAUAUAUUUCGGUCUAAAAGUGUCCACCGAAAUACAAAGAUGAGAAUAUAUAAAACUUUAAUUCGGCCAAUAGCAUGUUAUGGCAGCGAAGCAUGGGUCCUGAAAGAAACAUCCAAAAACAAACUCGACACAUUCGAAAGAAAAGUACUGAGGAGAAUACUAGGACCUGUGAGGGAAAACGGAAUCUUCAGAAUUCGAUAUAACAACGAGCUUUAUCAACUGUAUAAGGAAACACCCCUGUCAGGCUUCAUUAGAAUACAAAGAUUUCAAUGGGCCGGACAUGUGAUACGAAUGGAAGAGGAUAGGCUACCAAAACGAGCACUGAACGCCAGAAUGCAGGGAAAGAGACCAGUUGGAAAGCCAAGAAAGCGCUGGGAAGACACAAUAAGCAGCGACGCACAAGCACUUUUAGGAGUCCGUGUAUGGAGAAGAGCAGUCACAGACAGACAAGGGAGGCAAAAAAUAAAGGAGGCCAAGGCUCAUUUUGGGCUGUAGUGCCGUAGAAGAAGAAGUCACCCGUGUAACAUCCACGUCUUUAAUGUUAAGGGAUGCUUAUCUCUGCAAGCGGAGGCAAGGCUUGCUGGUCCGACUAGUCUGAACGGACGUGAUUUCGCCCUCGCGGAUUUACAAAAGGGUAGGGAAAAUUUACUCGUCACAGUACCCAGACGUCGCGCCUUACCCCUAGAGUUUUCGCUGAUCCGUCUGCUCCACGUGUUAAAUGGAUCAUACGAUGGUGUGCCCUGCUAGCUCAGCUCAAUUCUUAUCGCUGGUGUGUCGUUUCUUUGUAUUAUUUUCCAACGAAGGGCUAUGGUUUCGUAAUUUUUAAACAUUCGGGCUGGCCUGAUAUCGAAACUUGUGUAAUACACUUAAACUAGGUCGAAUUUCCAUUCUUUGUUUAAUUUGAAAUGUAUAUGUUAAACUAUGUCGAAUUAUUUUUAUUCUUUAUUUCAUUUGGAGUAUAUAAUAAUUAUUUAAUUAUUAUUAUUAUUCUUUUCUAGGCUAACUACCCCUUAUUUAGUUUCUUUUAUUUUCUUGCUAUGCUGACUUGUUACAUACCGCGCUAACUGAUUAACGAUUGCGCUUGGGUUGGGGUUGUUUCCCUUGGGUAUGUGGCUGAUACAUUACAAAGGCCAAUUUGAGUUAGUGUAAAUGUGUAACAGUUUAAUGUAAAAACCAGGGUAUAGUGCUGUAAUGUUAUUGCAUGUUAGUUGUAGUGAAUUAGUGAUCGAUAAAAUAAGAGUAAGCCAUAGGGUAAGCCCUUAGACUUAAUUUCUUGCUGUUUAUUAAGUUAGGUCAAAAAAUAACUGAUAAUUGGUCGUUUGUGACCAGAUAGCAGUAUAUAUACAACGCAUAGGUAUUAUAAAAAAAAAACAGAUAAAAUUUCGCUGAACAGCACUGGUUCCGUUUAAAACGUGGCUGAUUCCAUCUGCGCGAACGAGAUGUGCGUACUUAUCUUGACAGGCAAAGUGGGCUUUCUGGUUGUUUGGGCAUUUUGACCGUUUUAUUAUUCUGUGGCGAUACUAACUUCAUAGUAACAGUAUAGAAAUGAAAGAUAUAUCUUAAAACAAGUGAUUAUUCGUCAAACAGGUUAUUCGAAUUCAGGUUUAAAUUUGAAAAGAGGUUAUUGAAAUUUUGAAACAAAAAAUAAAACCAAACAUUAAAUAAAUAAAAAUAAACAUAAAUUAAACAAAAAUUCAGAAGCAUCAAAGCAAAUUCAGGCUUAAAAAACUGAAUUAUAUAUUAAGUCAACAAAACCACGUGCACACGUAAUGCCAUUAUAAUAUAUGGUACAAAAGACAGUACCGUUUUAAGGAAAAAUAUAGCUAUAUUCGGUUUAACCGGUAAUUUUUAACUAGAGACGUAAGUUUGCAAAUUUCUGUAACUGUUGUUUCAGUCAUAAUCAUUUAAAUUAUUGGCUGAUAAGAUUGCUUAACAGACUUCUCAUGAAUGAUAAUUAAUUUGAAUUAAUUAUUAAAAUUUUUAUUUGAAAAAAAUCUAAUAUUUUUGUUGUUGGGAAAAUGGUUAAAGUUUGUUAUAAAAGGGGUAAUUCUGUGAAGGUAAAUCGAACAGAUAUCUAAGACGUGAAUAAUCUAUAAACGAGGCAGUAGUAAUUUCAUCUUAAGGGGCAGGUAGGUUCAUCUUAAGGGGAGGGGAGUUCUGACAACUGGAGUAAUAUAUUAAAAAAAACCAAUUUAUUUGAAUUAUUUGUGAACUAAAUUUGUCAAAUAAAAGUACGUGAAGAUAUCCCAUAUACAUAAUUCAUUAUUCAUUAUGGUGAUGUUUCAUAGGAUGACGUCUAGUAGCCACGACUGGUCU